Molecule: messenger RNA, 1538 nt
Organism: Centropristis striata (black sea bass)
Lineage: Eukaryota; Metazoa; Chordata; Actinopteri; Perciformes; Serranidae
Gene: etfa
Product: electron transfer flavoprotein subunit alpha
Exons: 12
Coding region: 94-1092 (332 amino acids)
Cellular component (GO): mitochondrion
Molecular function (GO): electron transfer activity; flavin adenine dinucleotide binding
Source: RefSeq, a predicted model, not a curated record
UCGCGAGAUUUGUAAUUUACGUCAGGUUACCUUUGACACAGUUUGGUUGUAGCAGUGAGCAGCAAGCAGAAGCAGCCAGCGGAAGGGUCCAAGAUGAACAGGGCUUUCAACAAAACAAGUCUGAAACAGCUGACUGGUAUCCUCCAAAGGUUUCAAAGCACCUUGGUGGUUGCAGAGCACAACAAUGAAACGCUGACCCCUAUUACACUCAAUGCCAUCACUGCUGCCAGUAAGCUGGGUGGAGAGGUGUCUUGUCUGGUUGCUGGAACAAACUGUGCACCGAUUGUGGAGCAAAUCAGCAAAGUGCAAGGUGUGAAGAAGGUUCUGGUUGCCCAAAAUGAUUCUUACAAAGGUGCCCUGCCAGAGGAGUUAACUCCACUUAUCCUGGCAACACAAAAGCAAUUCAAUUUCACCCAUAUCUGUGCUGGUGCCUCUGCCUUUGGAAAGAACCUUCUUCCCAGAGUGGCUGCCAAGUUGGAUGUUGCUCCAGUUUCAGAUAUCAUUGAGAUCAAGUCUCCAGACACUUUUGUCAGAACCAUUUAUGCUGGAAAUGCUCUCAGCACUGUGAAAUGUAACGAGGCGAUCAAGAUCUUCACAGUUAGAGGGACCUCCUUUGAAGCAGCUGAAACAGAGGGAGGAAGUGCUGCAUCAGAAGAGGUUGCCAGUUCUUCUCCUGCUGGAGUGUCUGAGUGGCUGGAACAGAAUCUAACAAAGAGCGACCGUCCAGAUCUGACCAGCGCUAAAGUUGUGGUGUCAGGAGGAAGGGGCUUGAAGAGUGGAGAAAACUUCAAGUUGCUUUACGAUCUUGCUGACAAAAUGAAUGCUGCAGUUGGUGCAUCCAGGGCAGCCGUUGAUGCUGGGUAUGUCCCCAACGACAUGCAGGUUGGACAGACGGGCAAGAUUGUAGCGCCGGAAUUGUACAUUGCUGUUGGUAUCUCUGGAGCUAUUCAACACCUGGCUGGAAUGAAAGACAGCAAGACGAUUGUUGCUAUCAACAAAGAUCCAGAGGCUCCCAUUUUCCAGGUAGCUGACUACGGCUUGGUCGCUGACCUUUUCAAAGCUGUUCCUGAGAUGACUGAAGCACUGAAGUGAGGAGAAACAAAGCCCCACCGAACUUCCAUCGCACAGCUGGAGCCUGCAGUAAGAAGACCAUAGAGAACGACAACAUGCACCCAAAGUCACUGCCUUAACUAAUUUCUGAAGCUGUGAGUGUUUGCGUGCAGAAAUAAUUUUCUUCAAAGUCUUCUCUCUGACUUGAGAGAACAUUCUCAGUCUAUAAAUAAAUACUGGUUUUUAUAAGUGCUAUACAUGUAUUAAAUAUCAAUAAAUUAACUUGUACCUACCUGGGGGUGUUGUGCUAUGCCUUCUGUAGUACACGUUGUAAAUUGUAUUUAAUUUUCUGGUACAGCAAAGGCCAUCUUGGGGAACUCUUGACUUGUCUCUGUAGGUGACUGUAAUAGUAGCUCAAUCCUAACCUAGAGGAUGUGUACUUACUGAGAUGAUCUUGGAGAAUAAACUUUUAAACUGACAACUAAUAA